Brassica rapa (field mustard) is the source of this 930-nucleotide messenger RNA. Its product is annotated as 3-hydroxyacyl-[acyl-carrier-protein] dehydratase FabZ. Gene Ontology annotation, molecular function: hydro-lyase activity. Gene Ontology annotation, biological process: fatty acid biosynthetic process. The record is from RefSeq and is a predicted model, not a curated record. Lineage: Eukaryota; Viridiplantae; Streptophyta; Magnoliopsida; Brassicales; Brassicaceae.
UUGUUUCCGUUGUUGAAGCUCUCUCAAAGCUCCCCUUCGAAAUCUCCGUCCCUUCUUCUCUCUCUGUCGAUCGGCAAUGGCUGCGCCCAACUCCAUUUUCACCACCGCUCCGUCGAGAAAUCUCGCACCUAUCUCUCUUCACCAGUCAUUAUCUUCACCGUUGAGUCUCCGGAUCACUAAAUCGAACUCCGUCGCGUUUCGUCCCAAACCCCGAUCCAGCUCGCUCGUCUUCUGCUCCACCGAUGAAUCAAAGAUCUCCGCAGAGAAAGAGAUCCCAAUUGAACUCAGGUACGAGGCUUAUCCGACAGUGAUGGACAUUAACCAGAUACGAGAGAUUUUGCCUCACAGGUUCCCGUUUCUGCUAGUGGAUAGAGUGAUAGAGUACACAGCUGGUGAAUCUGCGGUAGCUAUCAAGAACGUUACCAUUAAUGACAAUUUCUUUCCUGGGCAUUUCCCUGAGAGGCCCAUUAUGCCUGGUGUCCUCAUGGUUGAGGCCAUGGCUCAGGUGGGAGGUAUAGUGAUGCUAAAUCCAGAAGUGGGCGGAUCUAAAAGCAACUUCUUCUUUGCUGGAGUCGACAAAGUCAGAUUCAGAAAGCCUGUGAUUGCAGGUGACACUCUGGUGAUGAGGAUGACGCUUGUGAAGCUGCAGAAGCGGUUUGGGAUAGCCAAAAUGGAAGGGAAAGCAUACGUAGGGAACACUUUGGUAUGCGAAGGAGAGUUCUUGAUGGCUAUGGGGAAAGAAGAGGAGUGAUCAUGUUCUCAUGCCUUCUGCUUUUCUUUUUUUUUCUUACCCUUGUGGGUACGAGUUUAUCAAUUAUCACACAUUGAGUCUCAUUUCUAUCUCUAGUUUCUGUUGUUUGUUCCGAAUGUUGUUGUUGACUAUUUACAAGAAAAUAAUGAAUUGGAGUUAUCACACUGUAAGUGAUCAUA